CCCGACGUCGGUUUUCGCUUUACGGCAGAGCGUGCUGCUGGAGGUCAGGGGAAUGGUGAAAAGUCGAGCUCAGCAGUCUUUAAUUAAAAUCUGGCAUUUUUACUUGAAAGGUUUACUUAGGAUUCAACACGUGCACUACUAGGACAUUGUAUUUUAGUGACGAUGAAUUCAGCGACUCCUUGUUGAUUAGGGUAUCGUGAAUUUUGAGUGUUUGGACACAGCUAGCGCUUGCUAACGUCAGCCAGGUAGGCUCGGCUAGUAGUUCCGCCGGUCUUUUCCCCAGGUAACCCUUCGAAUCUUUGUAAGCAUGGAUAACAACUCACAAGGAUCAGGGGGGUUCAAGGCAGGUCUCGGGGGAAUCUUUGGAGUCGGUGCACCUGAAUACUCCAACACAGAGCUUGCUGGUGUCCCAUUGACUGGAAUGAGUCCUCUGUCCCCUUACCUCAAUGUUGACCCUCGUUACCUGAUUCAGGACACAGAUGAAUUCAUUCUACCCACAGGCGCUAAUAAAACAAGAGGGAGGUUUGAAUUGGCUUUCUUCACUAUCGGAGCCUCCUGCAUGACGGGAGCAACACUCGGAGCUCUAAAUGGUCUCAGAAUGGGCCUGAAGGAGACCAGAGACAUGGCAUGGUCCAAACCUCGUAAUGUACAGAUUAUUAAUAUGGUGACCAGACAGGGUGCUUCAUGGGCCAACUCUCUGGGCUCUGUUGCCUUGUUGUAUAGUGCUUUUGGUGUGGCGAUAGAGAAGGCCAGAGGAGCAGAAGAUGACCUCAACACAGUGGCUGCUGGGACAUUAACUGGGAUGCUCUUUAAAUCAGGAGGUGGAUUAAAGGGUGCAGCCCGUGGGGGUCUGGUUGGUUUAGCUUUGUCUGGUGCCUAUGCUCUCUACAACAACUGGAACCACCUCACUGGCUCCUCCUCAUCAUCCUCCAGGCUAUACUAAUGUUUCUUCCAGACAUCUGUUUCGACAUUAGGGCCCAGUGUAUCUUGAGGACACAGCCUUUAACCACAGCACUAAGAGAAGUUAGGCUCUGGUCAAAUGCAGUGUGCUCUCCAAGUAUGUGCGAGGCGGCCCCAGUUUCCUCCGGUUACCCACUUUCCUUCCCAGGAGCAUUUUGUAAAUUAAAAGAUUUGGUUUAUUCCAUUGGACUAAAUUCCACAAACAAACCAAAUGCGAACCCUUCACGUCACUUGUUUAUUAUCCUCUGAAGUAUUCCUGUUAUUGAUUUGAUCAGAAAUGAGAACACCCUGGGAGGAUGUUACAUAGAGGUGUGACAUUUGUUAUAUUGUUGAUCGAAGACUUAUGAGCUUCACUGACACUAGUUUUGAAAUCAAAAGACCCACGACAUUGGGGUUAAUUAAAUUAAUUGGUGAGAUGACUUGUGGCAUCUGGUGUGUGUUCACCAGGUGAUUGGCAGUGGAUUCAUGCUCUUAUUUUGGAUUGAAAGACUCUUCUGUUUUAGAAGAGCAAAGAGGUUUUCCACUAAGACCUGCAAACAGAACAAAGCCUUACGGUCAGUUCUACUCUUGUACUUACUGAAGUGUAUCUGCAGUGGGUUUGUUUUAUUAUGCAAGAAGGAAUCAUUGUAAAGUUGUACAGGACAUGUGUCACCAUCAAACCCGCUGUGUU
Molecule: messenger RNA, 1630 nt
Organism: Monopterus albus (swamp eel)
Lineage: Eukaryota; Metazoa; Chordata; Actinopteri; Synbranchiformes; Synbranchidae
Gene: timm23a
Product: translocase of inner mitochondrial membrane 23 homolog a (yeast)
Exons: 7
Coding region: 308-943 (211 amino acids)
Biological process (GO): protein import into mitochondrial matrix
Cellular component (GO): TIM23 mitochondrial import inner membrane translocase complex
Molecular function (GO): transmembrane protein transporter activity
Source: RefSeq, a predicted model, not a curated record